Molecule: messenger RNA, 8816 nt
Organism: Cylas formicarius (sweet potato weevil)
Lineage: Eukaryota; Metazoa; Arthropoda; Insecta; Coleoptera; Brentidae
Gene: Ufd4
Product: E3 ubiquitin-protein ligase Ufd4
Exons: 24
Coding region: 223-8271 (2682 amino acids)
Biological process (GO): anatomical structure development; proteasome-mediated ubiquitin-dependent protein catabolic process; protein K63-linked ubiquitination
Cellular component (GO): nuclear speck
Molecular function (GO): ubiquitin protein ligase activity; metal ion binding; protein binding
Source: RefSeq, a predicted model, not a curated record
UAAUGGUAAUUUCGACGUAGGUAGGUGAUGGUGAGGUGAACUUGUAGAAAUAAAUGAUUAUUUUUAUAAAUAAACAAAGUUAUUUUAGUUGAAUUUUAAUGUGUUGUAGUUAUUGUUAAUUUGCUUAAACGUAAUGGUGGAUAUGUGAAAGAAUAAUUGUUAUCGGAUUUUUUACGCUCGUGUGCUUCGCGAAAGCAUUCAACAGUAUCACACAAGUUAAAGAUGGCGGAUCCGGACCCGGAAACACUGCUCGAGUGGCUGAAUAGCGGUCUGGGGGAUGAACGUGAUAUGCAGCUCAUCGCCUUGGAGCAACUCUGCAUGUUGCUCUUAAUGUCUGAUAAUGUCGACCGAUGUUUUGAGAGUUGUCCGCCGAGAACUUUCUUGCCAGCUCUGUGUAGAAUUUUUUUAGACGAGCAAGCACCUGAGAAUGUGUUAGAGGUCACUGCGCGAGCGAUUACGUAUUACCUAGACGUGUCCGCAGAAUGUACGCGUCGCAUUGUCGCAAUAGAUGGCGCUAUAAAGGCAAUUUGCAAUCGCUUGGUGGUUGCGGAAUUGUCGAGUAGGACGAGUAAAGAUUUAGCGGAGCAGAGCGUAAAGGUGCUCGAGCUGAUAUGUACAAGAGAGGCGGGUGCUGUUUUUGAUGCCGGAGGUCUUAGUUGUAUUCUUCCCUUUAUAAGAGAUAAUGGCCAAAGAGUGCACAAAGACACUCUCCAUUCAGCAAUGGCCGUGGUGUCUCGACUGUGUACUAAAAUGGAACCUGCUGAUACUCAGUUGCAAGGAUGCGUGCAGGCGCUCAGCUCUCUCCUUAGACAUGAAGAUCUUCACGUCGCAGACGGUGCACUUAGAUGUUUUGCUUCAGUAGCCGAUAGAUUUACUAGACGGGGAGUAGAUCCGGCACCCCUGGCACAACACGGUCUAGUAAAUGAAUUGCUCACCCGCUUAUCGACUGCCGCCGGUUCGGUCAGUUCGGGAGGCUCUCAAAGUACACCGGGAAAAUCUUCAACUUCCACGACCGGCACCCCUACAGCCGCUUCCGAUGCUAAGGCGACAUCUGCGUCUGUGUCCACCAUUAUUAGUCUUUUAUCCACUUUAUGUAGAGGUUCACCCACCAUUACACACGAUUUGUUGCGUUCAGAAUUGCUGGAUGCGAUAGAAAAAUCACUGAAGGGAGACGAAAGAUGCGUGUUAGAUUCGAUGCGAUUGGUAGAUUUACUUUUGGUACUGCUUUUCGAAGGUCGUAGAGCGCUCGGAAAACCGGGAUCCGGAACAACGGGUCAAUUGGUACCGAGAAUUAGAAGAAUGGAUUCCGCGGCCGAGAAAUCGCACAGGCAACUGAUAGAUUGCAUCAGGUCCAAGGACACGGACGCAUUAAUUGAGGCUAUCGAAAACGGAGGAGUCGAGGUCAAUUUCAUGGACGACGUGGGCCAGACCCUUUUGAAUUGGGCUUCGGCAUUCGGCACGCAAGAAAUGGUAGAGUACCUCUGCGAGAAAGGUGCGGACGUGAAUAAGGGUCAACGAUCGUCCUCGUUGCAUUACGCCGCAUGUUUCGGCCGACCGGCGAUCGCAAAAGUUCUUUUAAAAUUUGGCGCAAAUCCGGAUUUAAGGGACGAAGAUGGUAAAACUCCCUUGGAUAAAGCUAGGGAAAGGGCAGACGAAGGGCACAGGGAAGUGGCCGCGAUAUUGCAGUCUCCCGGGGAAUGGAUGGUGCCUUUGGACAAAGAGAAGGGUCGCAAGUCCGAAUCUGAGUCGGAGGAGAGUGCAGAGCCGAAGGGAGAUCCGGAAAUGGCGCCCGUUUAUCUGCAGCGACUGUUGCCAGUUUUCUGCACGACUUUCCAAUCUACGAUGUUGGCGAGCGUCAGAAAAGCGAGCUUAAGUCUCAUAAAGAAAAUGAUACAUUAUGUACAGUCCGAUCUUUUGGAGGAGCUGUGUUGUCUCGAAAUAAAUCCUAAUUUCGGAACUCAGCUGGUCGAAGUAAUCGCGACAGUAUUAGACAAUGAGAUGGGUUAUUGCUGGCCUACAACGCGUGAUGCAAAGCCAGCGCGACCAAUAGCUCAGUCAUCGCCAUUCAGCUUAUUUGUCCGUACGAUGCGCGCUUACUUGCAUGAUAGGCGCGUAAUCAUCCCCUAUUCUACGCCGGAGGACGAAGAAGGCCAUUCGGUGGUGUUGACGAUAAUUCAAGAUCUUAUGGUCAAAUCUCAAAAGAUAUUUCUAGAUCAUUUUGCGCGCUUGGGAAUAUUUACCAAGGUGCAAGCGCUGGCUGGUCCCCCGGACCAUCAAGAAAAUGAGGAGAGUGAAACCCAACAAGAAGAGCCUAUUGAGCAACAACAGCAGGAAGAUGCCAAAGAGAUUUUGCCUGGCAAAGCUUAUCAUUGGCGCGACUGGUCGAUUUGUCGCGGUAGAGACUGUCUUUACAUUUGGAGUGACGCCGCCGCUUUGGAAUUGUCGAAUGGUUCCAAUGGCUGGUUUCGGUUCAUCCUUGACGGCAAACUAGCUACCAUGUAUUCUAGCGGUUCGCCAGAAGGAGGAGCCGAUACUUCCGGCAAAGGAAGGGCAGCUGACUCCCUCACCACUGAAGAAAAUAGAGGAGAAUUUUUGGAAAAACUUCAACGGGCACGUGCAGCUGUUAGAAUUGCCAACAACUGCACUCCUAUUUUAUCCAAGCCAAGUCCUACAAGGCUGAUAGUUGGCAACUGGUCUUUAACAUCGAGAAAAGAAGCGGAAAUCAAUAUCCACAAUUCUGAUGGACAACAGCAAACAACUAUUCUUAAGGAUGAUCUACCUGGAUUCAUAUUUGAAUCCAACAGAGGCACCAAACAUUCUUUUAUUGCUGAGACAAGUUUAGGUCCGGAAUUUUCUGCCGGUUGGACUACGAAAAAAGGCAAAAGGCUUCGAUCGAAAACAGAAGCGACGAAGAUGAAGGUUAAGUAUCUUGCCCAUCAAAUCUAUGAACAGUACUUUAGAGCAGCGCAAGCUCAGCCUCGCGGCGUUGUUGCCAAGUUGGGCAACAUUGUGGCACAAAUCGAAAGAGCUUGCCAGAAACAGUGUUCCUAUGGGAAUAACAGGGAAGGGGGGAAUUCUUGGAAGGAAAUACUUAUGAAUGCUCUUGAUGAUUUAACUCAAAUUUUGAAAGAGGAUGGUGUGGUUAGCGCAUAUGAACUGCAUAGUUCGGGACUGGUUCAGGCUUUGCUAUACUUACUCUCAGUUAGCUAUUGGGACCAAGGAUUGAAAUCAAGUAAAAUGAACAAAUAUCAAAAACAGCGGGUUCAAGUUUUUAAGCAAUGCUUUAAGAGCAGAUCAAAUGAAGAGAACAAUUCCAUGGCUAUACUUGUGCAGAAGCUCAUAGCCGUCCUGGAGAGUAUUGAAAAGUUGCCUGUAUAUCUAUAUGAUACCCCAGGUGCAGGGUAUGGCCUUCAGGUGUUAACUCGAAGGUUACGAUUUAGACUGGAGAAAUCUCAGGGCGACAGUACUCUAAUCGACAGAACCGGCAGAGGGCUAAAAAUGGAGCCGUUGGCGACAGUUGCUCAACUGGAACGCUACCUUUUAAAAAUGGUAGCCAAGCAGUGGUACGAUUUUGACAGAUCCACUUUCCAGUUUCUAAAGAAACUUCGGGAUUCCAAAUAUCAGACAUUCAGACAUAACUAUGAUUUUGAUGAAAAUGGAGUUAUUUAUUUUAUUGGUACGAAUGGCAAGACCAGUGGUGAGUGGGUUAAUCCAGCUCAGUAUGGAGUUGUGACCGUAACUAGUUCUGACGGGCGAAAUCUCCCCUAUGGGAGAGUAGAAGAUAUUCUGUCUAGAGAUUCUUCCGCUCUAAAUUGUCAUACAAAUGAUGACAAGAGAUCCUGGUUUAGUAUCGACUUGGGGUUGUUUAUAAUCCCAAGUGCCUAUACCCUGAGGCAUGCAAGAGGUUAUGGCAGAUCGGCUCUUCGAAAUUGGUACUUUCAAGUGUCAAAAGAUGGAGUUCUUUGGACAACAUUGUACACACACACUCAAGAUACAUCUUUGAAUGAACCAGGCUCAACUGCUACCUGGCCGAUUGAACCGCCAUCUGACGAAUAUCAGGGAUGGAGACACAUAAGGAUUCAACAAGCAGGUAAAAAUGCAUCAAGCCAAACUCACUAUCUCAGUCUUUCUGGAUUUGAAAUAUAUGGACAAGUGAUCAGCGUGUGCGAAGAUAUGGGAAAAGCACACAAGGAGCAAGAAGCCCAAUUGAGGAAACAACGAAGGCUUGUUAAAACACAACUCUUAAAACAUAUGGUUGUUGGCGCUAGGAUUGUCAGAGGAAUUGAUUGGAAAUGGAAAGAUCAAGAUGGUAAUCCACCUGGAGAAGGUACAGUAACCGGAGAACUGCACUCAGGUUGGAUAGACGUAACGUGGGAUCACGGCGGAUCGAAUUCUUAUCGUAUGGGGGCGGAAGGGAAGUACGAUUUGAAAUUGGCACCCGGCUACGACGUAGAGAACGCGCCAGUCAAAACUUGCCCUACGAAUAAGCAUAAGACGAAAGAGGACAAGCAGAGCGUCCUCACCAGUCGGAAAAGCAGCUCGACUCCCAGCCUGCCGGAAGCGACUGAAGCGAAGCCUUCGGUCGCGUCGACCGAUCAAGCCGCUUCGGCCGACAAUUUAGCUGCCAAACAAGCGGCAGAAACUAUCGCCGAGAGUGUACUGUCGGUUGCGAGAAAUGAAGCGUUGGUCGCCGUCACUUCAGAAUCUCAGGCAGCCAGCAAUGAUAGCGAACUAUCUGUGGUAGUUCAUCCGCUUCGAGAUCCUCAUCACGAUUUGUCAACGAUAAACAACAGCAGUGACUUGGCGACGAUCGUUGAAAGUCUUACCCUCACGGAUAGUAAAUUAUCGAUGAAAAGGCAGAACAGCGACGAACCUUCGUCAAAUGCGGUUGAUCAUCAGAAAAAUUCUAGUCAUAAGUCAAAUAGGAGCUCUAGGAUAAGUAAUGUAGCCGCUGCUGCAGCUGCUCAAAGCUUCGUGGAAGCUGUCGAGGCUUUGGACAAAAUAAGGGAAGGUACCGACAUGUUGAGGAACAAUACUAAUAAUUUCUUGUCGGCGGAGCUGCUGCAGUCUGCCCUAAACAUUGGUCAGUCUACCCAGCAGACCAUCAGCAAUUUAUCUAAUUUGUCCGGUAACAGUGUGAGGAUUUCGGUUUCGUCUAAUUUAGAUGCGGAGUCGGAUAAGUCUAAUACAAAGAAGGAGGAUGGAGGAACCACUAGUAGUAACAAAGGUGCUUGCAGUAGUGAUAACGAAGAGGCUGUGAACAGUGUGAAUAACGCAAAAAACAGUAGUAAUUCUGUAGUAGUAACCAACCCAAUGAGUGUCAGUGUACCAAAUCUGGCGAGCACGGAAGCUAAUGGCCAUAUUGAAACCACGACCACAGCAGUCCUGAACUUUGCAGGUCUUUUGGAAACGUUUGCAGCGCUGGCGCGACGCAGGCAGUCCGGUUCUUCAGCCAACAACUGUUCGAACGCCAACACAAAUAAUGCGCAAGUGACGAACGCGAACGCGCAAAAUAACCAGAACUCGUGCUCCCUAUUCCCGCGUGCUCCCAAUUCUGUUUCCAGUCUGGUCCGGUUGGCGUUGUCCAGUAAUUUUCCUGGCGGAUUGCUGAGUACCGCCCAAAGUUAUCCGAGUUUGUCGUCCAGCAAUAACGCGGGCGGUCAGCAGGGCGGGAUUUCGGCAGCAGCGGGCGCAGUCCAAGGGUUAAGCCAGGCCCUCACGAUGAGUCUAACGUCGACUAGUAGCGACAGCGAGCAAGUGUCUCUCGAAGACUUUCUCGAAUCAUGUCGAGCACCCACCCUGCUAGCCGAACUAGAUGAUGAUGAGGAAAUGGGUGAAAAUGAUGACGAGAAUGACGACGAAAAUGAAGACGAUGCCGAUUAUGAAGAUGAACUGCAAGUGAUGGUAUCUAGAAACCUAUUAAGUUUUAUGGAGGAGGAGGGCUUCGAGGCGAUCCAACACAACACCAAGCGGCGAUCUUGGGACGACGAAUUUGUCAUUAAAAGGCAAUUCAGCGCUUUGAUCCCCGCGUUCGAUCCCAGACCGGGUAGAACAAACGUCAAUCAAACAUCAGACCUCGAAAUUCCAGCGCCCGGCCAAGAGGAGUCACCCAACGUUUCGGAACACGACUUAUUGCCCCAACCAAAGUUGCAGCUGUUGCUAAAGGGGCCCAAUAUGCCCGGCAUCGCCGACGUAGAAAUCGAAUUAAGCAACCCCUCUUGGACAAUAUUUAGAGCUGUGCAAGAGUUAAUGCAACUGACUGAAUUUGCUUCUAAACAGGAAAAGCUUCGCAGAUUAUGGGAACCUACCUAUAUCAUUAUAUACCGUGAAGUUAAAGAAGAUUCAUCCUACGACAUGGAGGAGGGCAGAACUACUCCCGUGGCCCAACAGUUUAUACAGGGCGGCAAUAGUUCCAUCAUGGGACACACGUUGUCUCCGUCCACUCCCGUGCCCGGGACGCCCUCUGUCUCCAGUUGUACCGUGGAGGACGUUUUGCAGUUGUUAAGGCAUCUUUUUGUUAUCACCACGUCCGAAAAGGAAAGCGAUCUCAAUAUACUGGACAACGGCACUGACUUGCCUCCCGAAUUGUAUUCCAGCAAGAAGAUUACCAACAAAUUAAUCCAGCAAAUCCAAGAUCCUUUGGUGCUAUCGAGUUCAAGCUUGCCAGCCUGGUGUGAAGAACUGAACCAUUCGUGCCCGUUCUUGUUCCCAUUCGAGACGAGGCAACUGUACUUCAACUGUACGGCGUUCGGGGCGUCCAGAAGCAUCGUUUGGUUGCAAACGCAACGAGACGUAACCAUGGAAAGACAACGAACCCCCGGUCUGUCUCCGCGACGAGAUGAUCCUCACGAAUUUCGGGUGGGAAGACUGAAACACGAAAGAGUCAAGGUUCCUAGGAGCGAAGGCUUGCUCGAUUGGGCUAUACAAGUCAUGAAAGUUCAUUCUGGUCGCAAGUCUAUCCUCGAGGUCGAAUUUGCGGGGGAAGAGGGUACAGGUUUGGGCCCCACUCUGGAAUUUUACGCCCUCGUCGCUGCCGAACUGCAGAGGCGUGACCUCGGCAUGUGGAUCUGCGACGACGAGCAUAACCACGAGUCAGUCGAUCUGGGGGAAGGGCUUAAACCGCCUGGUUAUUACGUUAGAAGGUCGUCGGGUCUGUUUCCCGCGCCAUUACCUCAAGAUUCCGAGGCAUGCGACAGGGCAGUGAAGUAUUUUUGGUUUUUGGGAGUGCUGUUGGCCAAAGUGCUGCAAGACAAUAGGUUGAUUAAUUUGCCAUUGAGCAAGAGCUUCUUAAAGCUGAUGUGCCACGGAGAGAUUCAGAAUACGGUGAACGAGAGGAUAGGUUUGAUCGGGCCGAAGAAGUCGGUCGACGAGGAUAUAAUGACGGCCAGUUAUAUAUCGGAGGAGAGCGAAAAAGAACUGGAGCUCGAUCCUCCCAAGUCGAUAAUCGAAGAAAAGAAACUUUGGUACCUCAACAUACUUGGUGAUAAUGAUUUGUACGAUAUCGAUCCCGUUAGAGCUCAAUUUUUAAAGCAAAUCAGAGACCUCAUCAAGCAAAAACAGAAAAUUAUGCAGGAUCAUUCCCUGUCACCGGAAUCAAAGUCCCGCCAGAUCCAAAAUCUGUGUCUAAACGAUUCCUCUGGCCCUGUACUGUUGGAAGAUUUAGCGUUGACGUUUACUUAUUCGCCUGGCUCGUCAAUUUUCGGUUACGAAAGUUGCGAUCUCGUACUGAACGGGGCAGAUAUUGAAGUCCAUAUUGAGAAUAUCGAAGAGUAUGCUGAGCUGACCACUUCGUUUUGCUUAAACAAGGGCGUGGGCAGGCAGUUGGAGGCAUUUCACAAGGGGUUCUGCGACGUUUUUCCUAUCGAGAAACUAGCAGCUUUCAGUCCCGAAGAGGUAUCGAUUAUGUUAUGCGGGGACCAAAGUCCGGAAUGGACCAGGGAGGACUUGUUGAACUAUACCGAACCAAAAUUGGGAUAUACCAAGGACAGCCCCGGUUUCGUGCGGUUCGUCAAUGUUUUAGUUGGCAUGUCGCCCGAAGAACGCAAAGCGUUCUUGCAGUUUACGACCGGCUGCAGUUCACUACCUCCAGGAGGUUUGGCCAAUUUGUACCCUCGCCUGACCAUAGUGAGAAAGGUCGACGCCGGCGAAGGGUCUUAUCCUUCGGUUAAUACUUGCGUGCACUACCUAAAGUUGCCGGACUACCCGACCGAAGAACUACUUAGGGAACGGCUUUUAGCGGCCACUAAAGAGAAGGGAUUCCAUUUGAACUAAUUCACGAUACCAAAUGUAACUACCAUACUUGUAAUUAAAACGUAUAAACCAGGAGGACGGUUGCUUUGUAAAUGUUUUAAUUAUUAGGAUUCAACUUAAAAAAAAAGGAGGGUGAUGAAUUAGGUUUUAUUAAUAUCGUGUAGGUGAACCUUUUAAGAAAUUUAUGAGUAAAUUUGGUGAGUUUUAGGAAUUGAAUUUGUCGAAUUGAUUUUGCAGACGGGAGUUUUUAGUUUUAUUUUUUUGCGUAGUGAUAUUCUAUUAAAAUCACUUUACGUGACUAACCGGCACUUUACGAAAGGGUAUCGCGUGGCAUUAGAAACGAAACACUCCCUUUAGGUGAUUUUCAAGUUGUGAUUAUUUUUGCAAUAUAACUUAUAUACUUUAAAAAUGGCAGAGGAGUAGUAAUAUACGAGGUUUAGUUCUAAUGUUGCUUUAAUAGUACUUCCGCAAACCUAUUACUACUUUGUAGAAAAUAAAAGAUGUAUUGUAUUUGAUGUUAGUCAGAAGCAUCAAUAAAACUAAUUUAUCGUUGCAAUUGUUUUAUU